UUUCGAUGCUAAUACUUGUUUAAUAGUCGGUUUUUACAUUAAUGAAUAACUUUUGUCAUUGUGCAGCCUCUUUUCUUAAAAACGAGGGGAUUUGCAUGAGACUGAAUAAGCUAGCAGCCACGUUAGCAGCGUGUUAGCCAACUAGAUGAACUGUGUUAAGAAGCUACGUAAGUAGCUAAUUAGCUCAAGCUAACGACUGUCCUGUUUCUACCAAGCAACUUGUGGCAGGCUGUCGGGUGUCAUCCAGUCUGUGACUGACUGACAGAUGCCUUCACCAUGAUGCUGAGCUGCAGCGCCCUGGUCGUCGCCCUCCUGCUGUCCCAGGCCAGAAGCUUUCUGAACCCCUUGGAGGAUGGCAUUGUUCCUGAGGAGUGGGUACUGCUCCACGUGGUUCAGGGCCACAUCGGGGCUGGAAACUACAGUUACCUGCGCCUCAAUCACGAUGGGAGAAUCAUCCUGCACAUGCAGAGCCUCAAGGGAGACGCGGACCUGUACGUGUCAGAUAAAACCCUGCGGCCAAGCUUCGACACCUACAAGCUGCAGUCGGCCACCUGUGGCCAGGACGUGGUGGUGGUGCCGGGGGACUUUGCGAGGCCUGUGGGUAUCGGUGUUUAUGGACACCCGUCUCACCAGGAGAGCGAGUUUGAAAUGCGGGUGUUUUACGAUCAGACAGUGCCCCAGGACCCAUUCCAUAAAGACUUGUACACCUCAGAAGAUGGACACAAGCCACCGAAAUCUCCUCAGGCAACGGACGAGGACUUUCAGGAAGAGGAGUCGAUCUUAUGGACAAUUCUCAUUGGACUCUUGAAAAUUAUACUUGAGAUUUUGUUUUGAUGAUGUGAAAAGCUUCCUCCUGCUGUGACAGGAGGAGGAGAUUGUGUUCUUGGCUCAGUCAGCUGACAAAGUAAAGAAGAUUAUUUGCAUUUCUCCGUCAGGAUAAGAAAAGGUCGCACCAAACUCCAGUGAGAUUUCUGCCGUUUUAACAGUCCGGUGUUUGUGAUCAAACAUUACAGGUUAAAGUGUUGAGUACAUACUGUACGUCUCAGUGGAUGGCUGGUGUGCUGAAUUCACCAGUGAAGCCCGACCAAUCAGAAGCUGCUUCACAGAUUCUGUAUGUUUGACCAUAAGCUAAUGUUAUAGAUGUAUUAUGAGAGCUGGAUAUGGCGCCGCCACUGCUCAGCCAGUUUUUCCUAGUAGCCACAGCAAAAAAAUCACCCUAGGGCCCUAACAGCAUUUUCUCCAUAGACCACAAUGAUGAAAGUCGUGUCUGUAAAGCUAUUGACAGGACACCUCAAACUGCAAACCAGGUCUGUUAUCACUGUUCGAAUUAUGAUUUUUAAUGCAUGAAGGUUUAAUGUCUGUAAAACAUUCCCAGACCCUAUAAAGCAGAGUUUUAUGUUAGUGAUGUCACCACUUUGUGAAGUCUAUGGGCUGAGCAGGAGGGCAGGGAAAACAAAUGAUCAUGUGCAGUGGGCCGCACAACGAGGAAGCAAACCUGGAAGAAAAAGGUUUUUGGAGUAUGCACCAUGACAGUGGGAAGACGUGGCACCAUCUUGGAAUCCAGUAUCCUGUUCUCAUAACACAUCCAUGGCUAAUGUGCAUUAGCCUGCCAGAUUUAGGGUGUUAUUGGCUUUGGUGUCUGCUCCCGGCGUGAGUCUGUGUGCAGUUCGACUAAAGGGGGAGAGGGAUAUGUCUGGAGUCUGCUGGGGCACUUGGCGGGUUUUUUCAGUUAACACUCACAUGCACAUAUGUAAGUUUAAAGGUUGCUGUAAACAUUCCACCUUUGCAUACUGGUGGUGAACUGGUCCCUUCUAAAGCAACUACUCUGUAAAAGAUGGGGAACAAAAUUUGCAGUCCUUGUUUUGUGCACAAAUGGAAUCUUGAAAAUUAAUUUGAAGCUGAUGUGAAGUGUUGUUGAUCUGAGGCCUCAGUGUGUUUCAGAUGAGCUGCAUCUGUGUGUAGAAGCUCACCGCUGCGCUGCCUCCCUAACCUGUCUGUCUUGAUGAACUGUAUAAAUGGAGGUACCAGUGCACACUCUCCGACAGACUCUCCCUGAGGGUGUCGCUCCUUUGGAAAAGACAAAACACAUCUGGGUAGCUCAGUUCUGCCUGUUUCUCAGGACGCACACCUGGACAGUCACUGCAUACAAGUGGCGCUUUCGGAGAGUUACCAAAGUUGUUGAACAUGUUGAAAAGAGCAGCAGACGUUUAUGUUUAUGUGAAGGAUGCUGAGACCUGUUGCUGUGGGUGUUUUAAAGUUAGUUUCAUCCGUCCUUGCUGAUCUGUGGUGGUUGCAUGUGUGUUUGCUGGGACAGAACGGUAAACCUACAGUACACAGGCCUCUGUUAGCCUCAGCCACUAACAAAGGACUGCAGUGUUGUCUCCAGUCAUCUACAUUGCAUUCCCACUUCUACAGCAACCAAAUCUAUAUAACGCGUGUGAUUGUUGGGUGAAGGUAGACUAUAAAAAGAUGAGCGCUCACCUCAGCCUGUGAGAAAAUGAAACCACUUGUCUUAACUCUGCACGGCAGCAUCACACAGGAUGUGAACAGGUUUAUUUCAGACAUUAAAAUGAACCAUGCAGCCACUGGGCCCUGACGUUGUUGGUCAGGAGGGAAAGGUUUACAAAGAUGAUGGAGCUUUGUCGAGCUACACUGAUAUUCACCAGGGCAGAUUGUGAAGUUUGAUGGAAGUCACUGAAGGUAAAGAUGCUGCUGAAUAUGUUUUCAUGUUUACGGGAUUAUUUUUACUUUGGGCUCCAAAUGAGACCAUCUGGUUUGUGCUACCAGCCUGUUAAUGUCAGUAGCAGUGUUUCAUUUGGUUUGGUCAUUCGUUAGUCGUUUGCUGUUGGAUUUAAACAUCGCCUCCAGUGUGGGAGUUCACUUCUGAGUAAACUUGUCACCACCGAGCAGAAAUGUUCAGCAGUGCCUUCAGAUCAGUCGUCUGCUGGUGUUCCCCGGACGAUUCAAUCAGGUUUCUUAAUAAAGCAGCUGUUUUUCAGACUGUUAAAAAUCU
Monopterus albus (swamp eel) is the source of this 3013-nucleotide messenger RNA. It is a transcript of the gene cunh6orf120, whose product is annotated as chromosome unknown C6orf120 homolog. Bases 277 to 834 code for a protein of 185 amino acids. The record is from RefSeq and is a predicted model, not a curated record. Lineage: Eukaryota; Metazoa; Chordata; Actinopteri; Synbranchiformes; Synbranchidae. The transcript is spliced from 2 exons.